Colossoma macropomum (tambaqui) is the source of this 6181-nucleotide messenger RNA. RefSeq names its product sorbin and SH3 domain containing 3 (gene sorbs3). The coding region runs from base 1614 to 3794 and encodes 726 amino acids. The record is from RefSeq and is a predicted model, not a curated record. The transcript has 21 exons. Gene Ontology annotation, molecular function: protein binding. Lineage: Eukaryota; Metazoa; Chordata; Actinopteri; Characiformes; Serrasalmidae.
UCUUUAAAUAUACAUUCCCAGGCUCCCGAGUGGUGCAACUGUCUAAGCAUUGGCCUCACAAUCUACUGAGAAUGGUAGUGUGAUUGGGGGGGGGGUCCUAACUAGUGAGGGGAAUUGAAGAUUCGGAAUUUAGGAGAAAAUUGGGACCCACCCCUAAAAAAAACUUUCCCAAAUUUUCUUUCAGUCCACUCAAACCACAUUCAGGCCUUCAUUAAAGUCGCGUAGACUCAAUGUGGUUUGGGCCCUCCAUAUUACUUACUCUGAGCUAUAAAAUGAACAAAACUGUGGUCAGUCCCUUCAACGGGGUAUGUAUUUAUAAACCAGUUUAUAAAAUUAUAAAUCACCAUUUAUAAAUCAGUCCUGCUUUAUGAAAACCAGCCCUGGUGUUGUCUAAAAUGGCUAAAUUCCUCUAGCUAACAGUAAAUGAGGUUUUGCUCUAAACCACAUUGGCUAGUCUUACAUGACCUUAAUGAAGGCCUGGAUGCUGUUUGAGAGAAGAUUUCAAAAUGGACAAUUUGGGCUAUUUGGGUGACUAUUGAAUUGUAGGGUUUGUUAGUCGUGUUAUCCUCCUAGCUCUAGUUAUUAACUAAAGAAGUAAUGUUUGGACUCCAAGCAUGUCUUGGCUGAUCAACCAAUCUAGGAAACUAGGGUACUGUUACUUUAACGUCUACCUGAAAGUGCUCUGUAGUGCCCUGUAUCUAAAUUAGCCGAUGAGAUUGAACAUGUAUAGUCAUGCUAGGCUGGGUAAGGCUAAUGGCCACAGAAGGGAUUGCCGAUCCAUUGUAUAAAGCUUUAAUGGCCCUGUAACAUGCAACUCCUUCAUGAGUGAAGCCCUUACUUGCAGAACGUCCUAAUCUCUGGCUCUGUGCGUGGCUUUUGUAUAAGUAUAGAGCUGACAGCAGUGUGUAGCUGUACAUUGAGGAGGGGAUUUAGGAGAACAAGACUAAUGUUUUGAACCAUAACAGAAGAAAUGCUCCAGCAUGAUGUCAGUCUUUCGCUGAGUCAUUCGGAGCAGCAUUUGGCCCCUGUAGUCACAACUAAGAGAAAAAGAAGAGAGGCAGAAGGCUGAGGCUAGGUUAGGAGGGUGGAGGUAGGUCUGUAUUUGACUUCCCUUGCCUUUAACCCUGUGCUGUGAAAUGUCACCUUAUUAACACAAAGGGCUCGCCGCCUAUUCAAACUCUCCUUGGCAAAGUGGCGGGCCAGCCAAGAGUGAAUGUGGCUGUUACCGUGGCAACCCAUGACAACUGGGAAGUCCUUGCCAGGCGGAGCAAAAUGGGAGGGGUUUGAGAGAAGAUCGAGAAAAAGUUACUCUAUCAGGGGAGUGAAUAGAGGUUAAGUAGUCGGAGAGAGUGAGAGUGAGAGACAGAGAGAGAUAGAGCAGAGAGAGAGAGGGAGAGAGAGCAGCCAGACAGUGAGAUCAGAGAGAGGGAGAAAAACAGAAGGCUUAAGCAGGUUGGACUUACAGGCAGCUCUGAGGCAGACAGCACCCUGGAGUUUCUCCUAAGGACUCUGUGCAUGGCAGUGCCAUUACACACACCAGAGAGUUUUUAUAUAUACUGGCAGCGAAUCUAAACUCUUCAUAGAAGAAGCGGACUGGAACCACCACAGAUGACAUGCAGCCUCAGAGGACGGUGGUGUGUGAGCAUCUGAACGGCUCACGGAUUGUUUUCACGGAUGAAGGUCGACAAGGAAGUGCUCUCUCUCCAGACAUGACCCAGGAAGUAGUGGUGAUCUCCCCAGGGCUGCCCACACCUCCUCUGAGCCCCUACUACAAAACCGCUGCUUCUGCACCUUCUCAACAGAAGGUUGCGGAGGUGAAUGGAGGUGGAGUCCCUGCCCCCAGUUUUGGAUCCUACUAUGGUCCCAGCCAGUCACAAGAUGGGUUAACUAAUGGUGGGCCACGUUCUGCCACUCUGCCCCGCACUUCCACCACCAGAGAGGAGAGGCUCAUCAAGUACUCUGGGAUCGGCCCUGUGGAUGAGACAGGCAUGCCAAUCGCAUCUCGAUCAAGUGUGAAUAAACCCAAGGACUGGUACAGGAGCAUGUUUAGACAGAUCCACAAGAGACCUGAGGAGACAGAAAUUGACUGGAAGGAAAGGAGGCUGUCCCCCAGUCCCCCUUUAGAGUCCAACCAGGAGCAUGGUCAUGGGCCGGGAAAAGACCCCUUCACGCUAACCCAGCACGGAGCUCUACCUGACUGGGCUGAUCUGGGAGACGUAGUGAAGAUUCCAGAACCGAAGAGCAUUUUCGACUUUGAGCCGGGACAGGGAAGCACGGUGGAGGAUCAUAAGCUGUCACCUAGACAACCACCUGUGCACCGCCCUGUUGAGACGCCCCGCUCCCCCUCCAUAGAGGCCGCGUUGGAGUCAGAGCUGAACCGUUUCGAGGCAGAGCUGGAGUCAGACAUCCGGGGCAUUGAGAGGAAGAUUUCCCUGAAGAAGCAGCAGCGGCAAGGCAGGGGUGAGGCUGGUAGGGGCAACACUUCAGGAGCUGGACCUGCUGGGAAAGGACCGGACAACAGCUAUUUGACUGGAGGAAAGCAUCUCGGGACGAAAGACGGAGGAGGUGCACCUCUCAGUCGCCCAGCAGUCCCCUGCUCCAGCGUUCAGCCGGACCUUGUACCUAGUACCACACAUGCUAACGACAGAACAGCGUGUGUGUCUGCAGAUAUGGACUUCCCACCAAAGAGAGAGGAGAAGAAGAUGAAAGCAGCAAGAGCCAAAUUCAAUUUCCAAGCACAGUCGCCCAAGGAGCUGACCCUGCAGAAGGGUGAUGUGGUGUACAUCCAUCGCCAGAUCGAUGCCAACUGGUAUGAAGGAGAGCACCACGGCAGAGCAGGAAUCUUCCCCACCAGCUACGUGGAGAUUAUUCCCCCGACGGAGAAACCCGUCCCGAUAAAGUCUCCCACCAUGCAGGUGCUGGAGUAUGGAGAGGCUGUGGCCCUCUUCAACUUCACCGCUGAUCUGCCCGUGGAAUUGUCCUUCCGGAAGGGAGAGGUGAUCUCUAUAACCCGGCGUGUGGACGAUCACUGGCUGGAGGGUCGCAUCCCCGGCACCAACCGCAGUGGAAUUUUCCCUGUUAACUAUGUCCAGGUCAACAAAAUGCCCCGCACCAAAAUGGCCGAUGACCUUUCAGUCGCUCCUCUGUCCCCCAUUGCCUUGGAGCCACGCAGCCCCGGCAGGCCCCUGCACUCCCCCUUCUCCCCCUCACUCUCCCCCUCCUCUCACAGCCCUCAGCCUCUGCUUUCACCCCACAAACACUCCAGCCAAUCACGCUCGCCCCUCUCACCCACACAGCCCGCCACCACAAAACAGCCAUCUGAUCACUUUGUGUACUCGCCUGGCCCGGGCUCACCCACCCCACCCAACAGCCACUGGAGUGGAUCACCGCAGCCUUCAGCUUACAGCUCACUGGACAGAGAAGUGAGGUCACCUGUGUCACCAUCCAAUCAUGUGAUGCCGUCUCCUCAGGGUCCAGGACUGGCUGCGAAUUCCAUCCCACGGCCUUCAUAUACCACUCAGGAUGGGACCAGAACACACUCUCCCCAGCAUUACACGCAUGUAAAGACUCCACCGUCAGCGCAGUCGCCUGUCAACAGCAGCUCUGCUGUCAUACCACGGCAGCCGUAUAAGGCCGUUUAUAACUACAAACCCCAGAACAGGGAUGAGCUGGAGCUGCGGGAGGGAGACAUCGUCCAGGUGAUGGAGAAGUGUGAUGACGGCUGGUUUGUAGGUACGUCUGAGAGGACCCAUGCUUUCGGAACAUUCCCUGGCAACUAUGUGGCACCUGUGUGAAAACACUCCUUACAAAUGCUUAACUGACUGUUUGGCAAGCACAUCCACUGCUGCUCCAGGCCUACUCACCGAUUAACAAGAAGAUCCACUCAUGCACACAUACGCACUCAUACUUCUGUCCCUAGAUCAUCUCAUUCAUCACUUUCAACCGCCAGAACAUUUGCAUGCACACUUCAUUCACAUUUUGAGCACUUCUCUGUGUGUGUGUGCUUUCACAAGCACUCCCUGGCUGUAUUGGCAAUGGCAGAGAUGUUGUGUGGAAUAGAAGAAUAACCAACCCACCAUCAUCAUUGACCGACUCACAGGUGGCCAUGGAUACUUGCUGGACUGGAGUGUUGCCAUAGGAUACAACAGACUUGCUCUAUCAAACCUUAGAGUUCAUGAACAUUUUCAUAUCCAAGCACAUGCUUAUUUCACGGCACAACUAAUGCUGAUCACCAUGAUGAGCUUCUGGUUUACUCUGUUGUGUACAAAUGACUUCCAUCCUGCCUUUCAGAUUUGUAAAAGCACGGCCCUGUGAAUACUCUGCACCAGCAGGAGGAAAUGCACGCGUCUGGAAAGAGGGACUGCUUUCAACUUUGUGAUUUACACCAACGUCACAGAUAAUAUUAGUGUUUUGUUUUUUUUUUGCUGGCUUAGCUGAAAUCCAUUUGAUGUUAUCCACACAAUAGCAACAGCAAACUUUGAUGCUACAGCUUCUGUUAUCUCUUACUCUAUCACUCAGGCUUAUGUGGAGGCACUAUUGAAUGAACAACUCACUCUUCUGCAUUCUAGAGGCUUUUGGUGAGAUAUUUGUGAUGGACAAAGGAAGUAGUUCAUGCAUAACUGACCCCAGAAUGUAAAGUGGAGCGUUGGGAUGUGUAGCGUAGGUUGACAGAACGAUGCUGUAAGGUACACAGUGUGUAAACCCCCAACAACGUGUGAUACGUGAUACAUUCAUACCAGCGACAUAUGCACUAGCAUACCAUGGUGUCACUGAUGUGCUGUCCACCACCCAAAUAAUUUGUGGUCAGCAGUGGUCCCAUUAUAGUUUCCAUUGAUGGACGGAGUAGGAGAUGGCUAAUAGAUUGUGCAGCAACAGAUGGGCUACAAUCUGUAACCAUAAACCUACAAAGUGAACCUAUGCGGUAGGUGUUUCUGAUAAAAAGGCCAAAGAGUGUAGCUAAAUGGUAGACGUACUGAAUAAACUGGCAACACAGUGUACUGAUUGCAUCAGUGUAUAUGCACAUAUAACAGAUGCCACUGAUGCACACCCAGCUGCACUCACUCUCCUUCCUUCUGGAUUGAGAUUAUGCAAAUUAACUGAGAGGGGACCAAUCAGAUUGUUGAUAUUUGGCACAUAAGCCAAUUUCAUCACACCCAUAGUCAAGCUAAAAUUCAGUACCCGAACGCACAUUGUGCGGAGAACAUUAUGGUUGGAAAAAAAAUAUGUUCAAAAUGUGGGAUUAGUUUUUUUUUUACUGUUAUUAUAAAAAAAUAUUAGUAAUAUUAGGCUGCUAAUAUUGCUUGUGUUUUAGCGACACACUCCCAGAGUGACCCAACAUUUGGAGAGUGACCUCGUCCAGUGUAAUGAAAAUGCAACGUUAUUUUAAACAGUGCAUGGCUACUGCAGAUUUUGCAGUAAAAUGAUAAAUAAAACAAAACAAAUACUUUUUAAAGUAUUUUUAGCAGUUGCAGUUAAGCAAUCCUGAAAAUUGGGAAGUGCGUGGCCCCCUCAGCACCCCCCACUUUCCCACGUCCUGUGCUCUAAAGUAUUAGACAGGCAGUGGCAAAAAGGUAUGGGCUCCCAUUCUUCAUUUCUUAUUGAACCUUUCAAUACAUUGAAAGUUAACAUACCAGUAUAAUAUAAAAUGUACUUUCAGUGUUUCAGGCAAAAAUAACCGUGAUGAAAAACAACAGUAUAAACUCAGACCAACAAAACAGUUGACACAUGUAAUUCUGAGUGCAGCCCAAUUAUGUCUCAUUAUCCCUGACCAUCAACUGUACUACGCUGUAAUUUCAAACCUAAAAGUUGACGUCUUUAUAAACAUUCCUGACAUUCUCCAUCGUAGAACGUAUGUGCACGCUGUAAAAGAGGUGUAAGACCAACCACAAGUUACUUUGGAAAUUGUGAAGUUGCAAAAAUAAGAUGUUUAGAAUGCUCUGCUUUGGGUUUGUAUUAUUUGAAAUAUCUGACUUCUUUUCUAACUCGAGUAUUCUGUUCCUUUUUAAAUGUUUUUCUGACAGCUGAAACUGACUUAUAUGCCGUAUGUUGUACAGAUAUUAAAACUGUUAUCAGACUUCAAAUAUAAUAUAUUUUUUAUUGACCACACAGUGUAUUUCAGCAUCUAUGGUACUCACAGAUUUUGAUAACAGUCAAAUAAAUAUAUCCAAUGCUGAACAAAAAA